Tachysurus fulvidraco (yellow catfish) is the source of this 2963-nucleotide messenger RNA. RefSeq names its product arrestin domain-containing protein 3-like. The transcript has 7 exons. Gene Ontology annotation, biological process: protein transport. NCBI's taxonomy places the organism in Eukaryota, Metazoa, Chordata, Actinopteri, Siluriformes, Bagridae. The record is from RefSeq and is a predicted model, not a curated record. Gene Ontology annotation, cellular component: plasma membrane; cytoplasm. The coding region runs from base 68 to 1435 and encodes 455 amino acids.
UUUGUUGUUAACAGUUCAUUAGCACUAUAGGCGGAGAUCUGGGGCUACGUUAGUGUGCCAUACUACAAUGUCACCGAUAAAUCAACUCUCUAUCGUUUACGAUCCGGUUAAUAACAGAAACACAUUCACAAACGGCGAUGUUAUUAAUGGUCGAGUCAGUUUCGAAGUGACUAAAGAAGUUACGAUUGGAAGCCUUUACAUAAAGUGUAAAGGUGAAGCAAAAGUGAGCUGGAGCGAUCGGAAUGACCGACACCGUACUUACAGCGCUAUUGAAAGAUACUUUAAACUCAAACAGUAUUUCAUUCAGGACCCUUCAAAGAAAGGAACUGAAGAUCCCGGUGUGAUAUUAACAAGUGGAGAGAUCUACAGCAAUGUGGUUAAGCCCGGAAACCAUGUUUAUCCAUUUAGCUUUCAACUGCCCCAUGGAAAUUUUCCAGCAUCUUUUGACGGCUGUCAUGGCUCAGUAAAGUACAUUCUCGAAGUCACAGUGGACCGUUCAUGGAAAAUGGGCCGCACUGCAAAAAAAGAAAUUCUCUUUGUGCCAAGGUCUAGUGGUGUCAAUUUAAUGAGCCCACAGAGUGGAUCUGUCAACAAAAAGAUGAAACUUUUCUCCUCUGGAAGCACUUCAGUGAAUGCAACAAUUGACAAAAUGGGCUAUAUGCAAGGUGAGGUCAUGAAGGUUACCAGUGACAUCAAUAACUCCUCUUCCCGCGAUCUCAAACUGAAGUACAGUCUUGAGCAAAUACAGUCAUUCUUUGCAGAGGGUCACUCCAACCAUUCCUACCGUACCAUUUUUAAAAUUGUUGGUGAUCCCAUCCCAUCUGGAUCAAAGCAAACAGUCAACAAAGACCUGACGCUUCCAGACAAUCUGAAUUUGAGCAUUAUGCACUGUAGGAUUAUGAAAGUGGAGUACAUGUUUAAGGUCUAUUUGGAUGUGCCUUAUGCAAGUGAUCCUGAGAUCAAAUUCCCAGUGACCAUUCUUCCUGCAGGUUAUAUUUUUUCUCCAGGGCAAAACCAGCCAGCUUAUCAGCCCUAUGGAAACCCAGGUGCACCAGGAUGGAACCAACCCCCACACCAGCCUGGAUUUGGGCCCAGUCCCCCAGGCACUAAUUUUGGCCCAGCUCCAGGGUUUUACCCAGGUCCCUACCCUUUACCUGUGUGUCCAAAUCCACCAGCUCCUCCUCCUUCCUAUACAGACCUCUAUCCAAAUCCAAAUUCAGCAGCCUCAGACUUCAAUUCUGAUCCAUCAGCUCCACCCUUUAAUCCUCAGUAUGCACCUAUGGGUUAUCCAAAUCCAGUACCGAGUGCCCCGCAGUUCGGUCCAGGGCCUGCUGUCCCGGGCUAUGUUCCAGCAGGAGCUCCCUCAGGAUUCUGGCCAAAUCCAACCACACAACCAGAAUCUUAUCCAACUAAAUCCCCUGAGAAACAUGAAUAAUCUGAAAGGUAGAGGACACAUGAAAUUAUGAUAUGGAUGACACUGUGGUUUAAGGAUGCAGGAGAAUUUUACACAUCAUAUAUGCAAUGUGUGCAUAUUAUUUUGUUUUAUUAUUAUUAUUAUUAUUAUUAUUAUUAUUAUUGCAGUUGCUCCAGCACCCCUAAUACCUUCAUCCUUUAUAUAUAUAUAUAUAUAUAUAUAUAUAUAUAUAUAUAUAUAUAUAUAUAUAUAUAUAUAUAUAUAAUUUCUUUUUUAUACCAGCAUACGGCAUAGCAUUUUGGGUUCACUCCAGUAAGUUCCUGAUAGUAACAAACAAUUAAAGUUAAUUUUGUAUAAUUUACAUUUAUGGCAAUAAUGACUUGUGUAUAAAUAUAUCUGAAUUAUAUUGGUAUACAUGAAAAAAUACUUUUUAUUAGCUUUAAAUUAUAUUAUUAGUACUAGUAGUAAUAUUAGAAAACACUGCAAAAUUGCAUGCAAAAUUGGAUGGGACUUAAAUGGAUGCCAGAAAAUGGUGUGGUAAAUGUUAAUUUUAUGGCAGAUGAUAAGUCAGUAAAUAUUAAGAUGCUAUGAAACAUUUAGGGAUUAACAGCAACUAUGAGCUUGCAAGGCUGAUCCCAUGUUCCGAGUUGCUUUUUACAGUUUUAACAACUGCUCAAUUUUUCAUAAAAUUUGGGAAAUUUUCCAACAAAAAUUCAAAUCAUAUGCACUAUUAAAUUGGCACUAGCUAAUUCUCAAAUAUUCAAAUAAAUUGAUAAAGAAAUCAAUGGGGGAAAAUGAAACUUGAAACUGGAGGAAAGCUUUUACAAAAUAUUUAAAUGUUUUCUGUCCCCAUCAACAUCAGUGCUGUGACACACUAAACAAACAAAUUAUUAUGAAGCUUCAGAGAGACUACAGCCAGAUUUCACUGUCAACAAAGAUGACUUAGGAUAAUUCUAAUGUACACCACUCCCUCUGUAAACAAACUUGAAGUCACAAAAAAGUGAGUAGUUACGUUUUUUUUUUUUUGGUACACUGCAUUUCAUUAUGUAUCUGAGUCCAGAAAAUGACCUCAAUAAAGGACCCAAUUUUGUAAGCUAAUUCUCAUAUUUUAGGAGAAAUCUGUCCGUGUUUGAACCUUUCUACUCUUGAAAUUCUUAUCAGUAUGUGAAAAUUCAAUCUUGGCCUGCAUUUUUAGUACUCUCCACUCAAACGUACACACAGUAUAUAAAUGAAGACUGGUUGUGAAAUUAAAUGAGAGGGUUGAAAGCCUAAUAUCUAGCAAAAGAUCAACAGCAAAACAAUGUUUGACCAGUAUUUCACAAGGUCUAUAGCAUAAUCUGUAGCAUAGUAAGAACAAUGCAGGAAAAAAAUAUUACAUAUACACAUAUUCUUAGUAUUGGGUUUAUGAAUAUUUCCUUUCAGCGAAUGAAAAUCUUUAUUAGAUUUGAGUAUGUAUUUCACAUGCACCUUAACAAUCAGUGAUUUAUUUUAUAUUUCCAUCAGAAAAUUUAUAUAUUUCUUGGAGAAUAAAUAUCUCAGCGGAAUUUUA